AUGACGGUUGUUCCAAGCACGCACCCUGGCAGAAGCGAGUGUUCCCAAUCCGGCGGGUGCUGCCUACCCUGGACACCAGAUCUGGUUAGCGCUGCCCUUUUUUUAUCGGCGACUCGUCGGGCUCCAAAGCUGCCAAUCACGUGGGCGACGACCCCCAUUUUCGAUGCAAGCUUCGGCUUGACUGCGGCAGGCCGCUUUCCAUGGUUCGAUCUUCCACCCGCCGGCGGCUUAGGGUUGACGGCUGAGUACGGCGCUCCGUCGAGACUCCCAACCGUUCUCUCUCUAUCCCAAUGCACUUCAGCCAUGCCGGAGGAUGACGCUGCAGCUAGGUCGCAAGCCCACCAAUCUGUACCCGGCUUUGCCACCCGAUUUCCAUCCGUGCCCGCUCCAAUCAAAUGUGUCUUCGAUAAGUUCCCCUUGAGAACCUAUCCUCCAACGGAACUGCCCCAACGCAUUCCACGUCAAUCAGAUAAGAACUCUCUAUUCGUCUUUACUACAACUAAGGGGGCGCGACCGGGAGCUCCAUCAUUCAACCCGCAGUGUUUAAAGUGGCAGGCGUACCUCAAGUUCGUUGGUAUUCCAUUCGAGACGGUUGCGUCUAAUAACCACGCAUCACCAACUGGUUCUCUUCCAUUCCUUCUCCCAGCGCUGUCUUCCGCUGCCACUUCCGGUGAUCCACCGCUUCCAGUUCCUUCGAACAAGAUCCAAAAGUGGGCUCUUGAACAAACCCAUGUCAAGGAUGACCCGCAGCUAAGUUCGCGAUUUGACGUGUACAUGUCUCUUCUAGACCACAGAGUACGAAAUGCCUGGAUGUACACCUUUUACAUAGACAACCAAAACUUUAAUAACAUCGGGCGAAAACUGUAUAUUGAUCCGUCGACCUCAAACACCAUUGUUCGAGCUAUGUUAGCCCACCAGCUUCAGCAAGCUGCACGAGACGAACUCCUCAAAUCAUCCUCAUUUGUAGACGUGGACGAUCUCGAAGCGGAAGCCAAAAGCGCGUUCCAAGCACUAUCUACUUUAUUAGGAGAAGAUUACCACUUUUUUGGAAAUCUUGAACCCGGACUAUUUGAUGCUAGCGUAUUCGCUUAUACUCAUUUAUUACUAGAUGAGCAACUGGGUUGGAAACAUAAUCCUCUGGGACGAUACCUCAGAAAAUGUCCAAACCUUGUACAACAUCGGCAGCGGUUACUGGAAGCAUACUUUUAA
Messenger RNA from Paracoccidioides brasiliensis Pb18, 1209 nucleotides. RefSeq lists its product as uncharacterized. The record is from RefSeq and is a predicted model, not a curated record. The coding region runs from base 1 to 1209 and encodes 402 amino acids. Gene Ontology annotation, cellular component: SAM complex. Gene Ontology annotation, biological process: mitochondrion organization. The transcript has 5 exons.